AUGCCACAACCCAAUUUAAGACUGAUUCCAUACAACAACGGCCAGACGAAAGCCGUGAUCCGCACCAUAUAUCAGGCCCCCUUGCCUCAAAUGACGAAACGCAAUGUCAAAAGGCGUCGAGCCUCGAUAGCGUGUCUUCCUUGCAGGAAGCGCAAAGUAAGGUGCGAUGUAACUGAGAGCGGAGGCGCGUGCCGAAAUUGCCGGUUAGACGGUCAGAAGUGCGUGGUUGAAUCCAAGAGGUCUGGUGGGCCGAAGAGGGCGAUGCGCCUAGGGAUGAGGGACGAAGACGAACAUUCUGCUGAAACCUAUCGACCCAUUUCGCCGUCAUAUUGGUUGGACCCUGACCAACCUGACGAUAAAGGCACUACGAGGUGUCCCGCCCUUUCGACAGUAGAUGCAUACGCUACGCCAGAGACAGAGAUAGAACUCGGUGUUUCUCCCCGUGGCUGUAGCAGCAUAUCAUCCUUUCUACAAAAGGAUGACUCGUCCAAUCCGCCGAAACGCAUCCCGAGACUAUCGACCGAUGAUGAACGAGAACUGUGGAGCGACAAGCAUGUUACAAUUCAAUUCCGAACCAGGGCAUGCAACGCAGAAUGCAGCCUUCCCUGGACCACAGGAGGCUUUGUUCUCUUCCCAUUCUAUCACUUUAUUCGCCCUUCGUCACUGAAAGAGACAGAUACAGAAGUGGCCAAGCUGCUGGAACAGCGUGGAUGCCUCCACGUGCCUGCCAAGCACAUACUAGAUGAGUUCAUGGAGAAAUACUUUUCGUAUUUCCAUCCGCUGGUUCCUAUCCUAGACGAGCAAAGGUUCUGGGUGUCGUACGGUGAGCAAGGCGAGACCAACGGGGAUCUGUCUCUGUUUGUGCUGCAGGCGAUGCUCUUUGUGUCCAGCCCGUAUGUUCCUCUGAAAACUCUCAUCGGUCUUGGUUUCCGAACUGUCCAAGAAGCCCAGGACGAGUUCUAUAUACGGGCUACGACGCUAUUCGACCUUCAAUCUACCCUGAGUGACCAAGAUAGAGCUCAAGGAGCCAUGAUGUUGACAUACCGGACGGUAAGCUUCAUGGACAAGAAACCGUUAUACUGGCUCAGUAUCUCUAUCCACUAUGCCAAGAGUGCCGGUGCUCAUCGACAUCAGGAGAAUCAGGAUACGCGUGAGGGAACGCUGCUCAAACGUCUGUGGUGGUGCUGUAUCCUUCGCGAUCAAAUCUUGGCUUUGGCGCUUCACCAGUCACCGCUCGUGAAUCGGAGUGCACUCGAGACCAGCUGCCCUGCGCUGUCAGUUGCCGACUUUACUCACGAGAUUAGGACAUCUCGAGUGUAUGAACACGUCGACAAACAAAUUAUAGUGCGGAUUGCUAUCGUUCUUUGCGAAUUCAGCGAUAUACUCGGUGAUAUACUUCUGUUGUCUCCUUUGGUAAAAGAACGUGGGUUCUGCCGUGACGAAAUUGGGGAUCAUAUUUCGAGGCUUGAUGUCUGGUAUGAUGAGACGUAUGCCACCUUCCGGUUGCCAACACUCAUGACUGGAGCUCACGAAUCACUUACUCUGUUUUCAAACAUUCUUUGCACUUACUACCACGCUGCGAAAGCGCUGAUCUACAACCACACGAUACUGAGUACAGGUCUGUUCGACGGGAACCUACCUAACGAUCUCCCAGAUGCAAGGGCUAUAGCACACACGAAUCUCGGCUGCUGCUUCCGGAGUAUCACAGAGAACAUAAUAGAACUGAAGGAUUUAGGAUUAGUCCAAUACCUUCCAAUUACCUUUAUAAACUUUUCGGCGGCUCCAUUAAUCUGGUACUUGCUACAAUCGCAUAUACAAAAUUCAGACGUCGAGACGCAGCGGGACCUGGAUGCCCAAUUUGAUGUCAUGACCCAAUUCAGUUGUCUUUACCGGAACGCCGAAAGCACCAUAAACUACAUCAAGAGCAUUGUGGAACAUAUCAAGAUCAGUCUGCCGCCACCAACUAACGAUUUCUAUUCCAAUCUUGUAGAUGGAGAUGGAGACCGGUAUAGCACGUUAUCUGAUGAAUCUUGGAGCAGCAGGACUUGGAUAGACAUGCUCCUCAAAGAUCCUCGGAGGUACCUCCGUAUUGCGUUGGCGGUAGAAUUCUCGCUUGCUCGCGGCCGAUGCCCAGCCGAAGACGACUUCCCGCUAUGGCUCAGCGACCAUCAACAACACAAAGAUGAACUAUGCUUGCAUUCCUGUUCAUCUCGAAAAGGCUCAGAUUUAGACUCGGGCUUCUUCAGCGAAGCCGUUGGCGACUUUGUCUACGAGGACCAGGAGGCGUCGGUCUCGUGA
Fusarium mangiferae is the source of this 2298-nucleotide messenger RNA. RefSeq lists its product as uncharacterized. The record is from RefSeq and is a predicted model, not a curated record. Gene Ontology annotation, biological process: regulation of DNA-templated transcription; DNA-templated transcription. Gene Ontology annotation, molecular function: zinc ion binding; DNA-binding transcription factor activity, RNA polymerase II-specific; DNA binding. The transcript is spliced from 6 exons. NCBI's taxonomy places the organism in Eukaryota, Fungi, Ascomycota, Sordariomycetes, Hypocreales, Nectriaceae. The coding region runs from base 1 to 2298 and encodes 765 amino acids.